Messenger RNA from Stegastes partitus (bicolor damselfish), 5325 nucleotides. Its product is annotated as protein kinase C beta type. The transcript has 18 exons. NCBI's taxonomy places the organism in Eukaryota, Metazoa, Chordata, Actinopteri, Pomacentridae. The record is from RefSeq and is a predicted model, not a curated record. Bases 410 to 2452 code for a protein of 680 amino acids. Gene Ontology annotation, molecular function: diacylglycerol-dependent serine/threonine kinase activity; zinc ion binding; ATP binding. Gene Ontology annotation, biological process: protein phosphorylation.
GCGAGAGAGAGGGUGAGGGGUGCAGAAAAAGAGUGACAGAAGAGAUUACGGUGAAAGAGUGAGACAGAAAGGAAUAGAAGAGCUCGCUGCAGUUGAGCUUUCAGAAGAAAAAGGAGGAAGCGGAGUGAAGGCAGAGCAGCGGCGCUCCGUCAACUCAGCAGCAGGACGACACUCCGAAACAGCCUCACACACACACACCCACAAAAACAAAGCAAACAAACUAGCAGAAACUAACCUGAACCCGUUUUAAAACUCCUCCGCUCCGGAAAGAAAAAAACGCUCCAGAGAAGCGCUUUUUUUUCCCUCCACCUUUUUUUUUUUUGUUUUGUUUUUUUUCCACCCCUCUUCUUCUUCUUCUUCUUCUUGUGACACCGACAACAGGUGAGCUCAACCGGGCGGACCGGGCAUCAUGGCAGACUCGGCGGGAAACAACAGCGACGGCGAGGACGGACCCCGCGAGCCCAUGCGGGGCUUCGCGCGCCAGGGAGCUCUCCGGCAGAAGAACGUGCACGAGGUGAAGGACCACAAAUUCAUCGCGCGCUUCUUCAAGCAGCCCACCUUCUGCAGCCACUGCACCGACUUCAUCUGGGGUUUUGGCAAGCAGGGAUUCCAGUGUCAAGUGUGUUGUUUCGUGGUUCACAAACGUUGCCAUGAGUUCGUCACUUUCUCCUGUCCAGGAGCUGAUAAAGGACCUGCCUCGGACGACCCAAGGGCAAAGCAUAAGUUUAAGAUCCACACCUACUCUAGCCCGACCUUCUGUGACCACUGCGGUUCUCUACUCUACGGCCUCUUACACCAGGGCAUGAGAUGUGACCACUGUAUGAUGAACAUCCAUAAGCGCUGCGUGGCCAACGUGCCGAGCCUAUGUGGAACAGACCACACCGAGAGGAGAGGUCGCAUCCAGAUCACUGCUGAGGUCAAGACUAAUGUUCUCACUGUCACCAUCAAAGAGGCCAGGAAUCUGGUUCCUAUGGACCCCAACGGUCUGUCAGACCCCUAUGUGAAGCUCAAACUGAUCCCAGAUCCCCGCAGCGAGAGUAAGCAGAAGACCAAGACCAUAAAGUGCUGCCUCAACCCCACCUGGAACGAGACCUUUAAAUUCCACCUGAAGGAGUACGACAAGGACCGCCGUCUGUCGGUGGAGAUUUGGGACUGGGACCUGACCAGUCGCAAUGACUUCAUGGGAUCGCUGUCCUUUGGCAUCUCAGAGCUCCAGAAACAAGGGGUGGACGGAUGGUUUAAGCUGCUCUCCCAGGAAGAAGGCGAGUACUUCAACGUUCCCGUCGCUCCGGAGGGGGAGGAGGGCAACGAGGAGCUACGGCAGAAAUUUGAGAGGGCUAAGAUUGGUCCAGGCAAGAACACAGAGGGCAAGUCAGCCAAUGCUGCAUCCCGGUUUGACUCCAAUGGCAACCAGGACCGCAUGAAGCUGGCCGACUUUAACUUCCUGAUGGUGCUGGGCAAGGGCAGCUUCGGCAAGGUGAUGCUGGCAGAGCGCAAAGGGACGGAGGAGCUGUUCGCCAUAAAGAUCCUGAAGAAGGACGUCGUGAUCCAGGAUGACGACGUGGAGUGCACCAUGGUGGAGAAGAGAGUGUUAGCUUUGGCUGGGAAGCCUCCGUUUUUAACGCAGCUGCACUCCACCUUCCAGUCUAUGGACCGCUUGUAUUUUGUCAUGGAGUACAUAAACGGCGGAGAUCUCAUGUAUCAGAUACAGCAGGUCGGCAAGUUCAAAGAGCCUCACGCUGUAUUCUACUCUGCCGAGAUCGCCAUUGGUCUGUUUUUCCUACAUCAAAAGGGCAUCAUCUACAGAGACCUGAAGCUGGACAAUGUCAUGCUGGACUGCGAGGGCCACAUUAAGAUAGCAGACUUUGGCAUGUGUAAAGAAAAUAUGAACGACGGCAUCACCACCAAGACCUUCUGUGGAACACCAGACUACAUCGCUCCUGAGAUUAUAGCCUACCAACCUUAUGGAAAGUCUGUGGACUGGUGGGCCUUUGGUGUAUUGCUCUAUGAGAUGUUGGCUGGACAGCCUCCAUUUGAUGGCGAGGACGAGGAUGAGUUAUUUCAGUCCAUCAUGGAGCAUCACGUCUCCUAUCCCAAGUCCAUGUCCAAGGAGGCUGUCGCUAUCUGUAAAGGGCUGAUGACGAAGCAUCCAGCGAAGCGACUGGGCUGUGGUCCAGAGGGGGAGAGAGACAUCCGAGAGCACAGCUUCUUCCGCUACAUGGACUGGGAGAAGCUGGAGAACAAGGAGGUGCAGCCUCCUUUCAAACCCAGAGCUUGCGGACGGGACGCCGAGAACUUUGACCGUUUUUUCACACGCCACCCGCCGGUGCUGACCCCUCCUGACGAGGAAGUGAUUCAGAACCUGGACCAAGACGAGUUCCAGGGAUUCUCCUUUAUCAACCCCGAGUUCCCAGGAAACGCUGCUACCACCACUGCCACCGAGCAGGCUUGAUUUCAGCUCAUGCACGGACACAUGGACACACAUACACUCACACAUAUAUACACAAUCGUUUCUCCAGUGUCGAUCCUGCAUACCCUGGAAUAUACAAACAUGUUAACUUUAAAUAUCCUGGAAUUCAAGAAACAGAUUAAACUUUGAUCACAGAUUUCUUGUUCACACUGUUGCAGCUCAGAUGAUGUGCUGACUCUUAUCUGAAGAUGACAAACCUGAUCUCAUGUACUGUAGCAGUCUGGUAGAAAUACGAGUUAAACUGAGAAACUGAGAUAACUAAUUUUUCUUGCUUCUAUCAAAUUAUUGCUACAAAGCAUACAGCUUGCCACUGACUUUGUUUUUAGCAUAUUACUGUAAAAUCAGUGUGGUAUAACGUUAUGCAUGAUCCAGUAAAUAACAUUUGCAGGGAAACCGGAAGCAUCUAAUUCGCCACAAGCUUUCUGAAUCCGACUCAUCUUGCAUUUUAGAUGGUAUCUCGCUCACAGUGUGAACAACAAGUUAGUGUUUACUUCAGCAUACAUGAUCAGAAUAGAGAUUAGAAAAUGAAUUUAAAAGUUCAGAAAUUUUUAGGGGAUAAUUAGAGCACCAUUUUUGCAUCACUGAAGAGUAAUUAAACUGACACAAACGGGUUUAUUUCAUUAAAAAAAAAAAAGAAAAAAGAAAGUAUAACCUCGCUACAGAAUAUCAACAAGUCAGCUCACAUAUACACACAACUGCAAAAUUUCCUGUGUAACAUAGCUUCAGCAGUUCUAACUUUUAUUUGGGUGGAAAUUGUGAUUUUUACCUUUUUUUCCCCCUCCUCAUUUCUCAGCUAUUCCAGCGCAUUUUGGUUUAGGCUUGAAUUUCUGUGUGCUUUUUUUAAUGAGUGUAUAAUAAUAAUAAUAGUGUCUGUAUCCUUAUAUUAGCUAAAACUGGAAUGCUUGACUUACGUGCAUGAGAUUCUAUAUCAAGAAUAGCCCUGGAUCUUGUCUCCCAAUGGCAUUUUAGAAGAAAAAAAAAAAAAGGCACCACAAAUAUAAGAUUUUCUGUCUACUGAUUGCUGUCCACCACUGGGCUCAUGAUGAUGGGAAAUGUAGUCUUUAUAGACGGUCUGAGUCAGAUAGAUAGAUAGAUAGAUAGAUAGAUAGAUAGAUAGAUAGAUAGAUAGAUAGAUAGAUAAUACUAUUUCUUAUGCUCUGUUCUCUUGUAUUUAAGCAAUGAAAGAGACUAGCGGUUAGUUUCUUUGUGUUAUAGCAUGAAUCCAAUACCUGGGCAUUUGUUUACAGUGUGUGUGUGUGUGUGUGCACAUGUAUGUUUUCUAUGUGUGUGAACAAGUAUUCUGCAUAGAAAUGCAUAUUUGCAUUUUCGUACGUGUCCAUAUUGCCUUCCCAGCGCCUUGCCUGGCCUCAUGUUUACGUUUGUUUGUAUGGCGAAAAUCAGCACCCCUUUCAUAUUAAGCAGUAUUAGUGGGAUCCACUUUGCUUCCAUCCAGCAGUUCCAUUAGUGGCAGAAAAGGAAAUAGGAGACAGAAGUAGAGUAGAAAAAUAAGUGGGGGUUUUUUUUUGUUUGUUUGUUUUUUUCUGUAAGAGUGCAUUGAAAUUGAAACAAUUCCUAUCUAGUCACGCACUGAUCUUAGCGACAGCCAUUCCUACAUUUUGUUUUUGAAUCAGCAUUGAGUCCCUGGACAGCACCACCUCAGAAGCAUUGCUGUUGUGCAGAUUGAGAUCUAUGAGCUGGAAAUCAAAACUGGACCCAAAUUCUUGCUUUUAAAAUGCAGGUUCAGCACCUGAGCAUCUCAAAAAAGUUGCUAAGCAUGGAAAAAGUUUUACAAAGUAGAAAACAAAACAGACCAAAAUAUGGUGUAGCCUGUAAAGUUUUGAUCUCAUGUUUUGGAAGUUCGACGCUCAAGUCACUGUGAUGGAUGUUUCUCUGUGUCCGCUAAAGAAUGUCCAUCCUGUAGAAAAUGUAAACAGCUCGGUCUCCUGAAGCUGGAGAAAGUGUGUGUGUGCGUGUGUGUGUGUUUCGUCCUUUGUUUUCCCUCGCUAGCAAUAAUCCUGCUGACAGGAAGACAGAACUGUAGGUUAGAACUGUUAGUGAUUUACAUACAGAGGCGAUGAGGUUAUUAGUGGGUCUUUUCCACUCUGCCAGAGGAGGAGAAGUGUUUGUACUUUACAUACCACUCUCUUCAUCGCAGAGGCACAUCAGCGGAGUUUUCUCUGCAAAGUGGGCACAUUGACAUCCUGGUCCACUGGUGUUUAUCAGUAGUUUUGUAUGUAGUGUGUAUCUGCAACCAAGGAAGUCAGUUUUGUUCAUUUUUCUGAAAGGAAUUUGAGGUCUUUAGGGGUCCACUUGGUUCUGAAAGUUAAGGUCAAGAUUGGAUCCAAAUUGCACUUAGUUCAGUGAGGAUGGAUUGAGUCUUGUUUUACUUCCACAGGUCUCUGGUCUGUGUUAAUAUGUCUAAUCCAGUGUUUCCUCUACAUUCAUUUAGCAGCGGCGGCCCGACAUUCCUAAAUCCUCGCCGACGCUCCUUCAAAUUUCUUUCUUUCUUUUUUUUUUAUUGUUGCAAAUACACCACCGCCGCAUGUCUCCACCUUCCCAGCAGAGUCCUGCUCUGGGUCAGGUACUCGCGACUACUACGGUAACCUACAGAUAACUAUCUUGCUCAGUCUCUACUCUCUGGGGGUUAAUACAACGUUAUUUGCUCGCGAGAGUGUGGCCUUCAAAGUGAUGCUGUUUAUUCCGCUCACAGAAAAGACCGCAUGAGAAAAAAUCACUGUUUUAUCUUGGACAAAUCUGACACUAGAACGCCCUAUUUUACUCGUUUUAAAGUCAUCUUUGGUCGCACACCGGUCUGAGCACCGCAGCCACAACAGCAGCUACCACAGCCUGCUAUG